Messenger RNA from Mercurialis annua (annual mercury), 791 nucleotides. Its product is annotated as nucleolar protein 16. Gene Ontology annotation, cellular component: nucleolus. The coding region runs from base 33 to 602 and encodes 189 amino acids. The record is from RefSeq and is a predicted model, not a curated record. The transcript has 3 exons. Lineage: Eukaryota; Viridiplantae; Streptophyta; Magnoliopsida; Malpighiales; Euphorbiaceae. Gene Ontology annotation, biological process: ribosomal large subunit biogenesis.
AAUCUGAGAAAGAAAGGCGGACACAGAGAAAAAUGGGAAGGUCAAGAAGAAAAUACAAAGAAUCAAGAGCAAAAGUGAAGGUAGCUUUACCAAAGAGAUACCCUAACGUGUUUAAACCGUCGUUUAAUGUACCUCCGAAACUCCGCUCUCUGCUCGGCGUCGAUCGUUCCAAAUGGGACGACAAGGCCAGCGUCAUCAAAAACUACAAAUCAUUCGGCGUCCUUACAAACCCUAACUUGCUCGGCGUCCGAUGCCGAACUCCUCACAUCAUUCAGAACGAAUCUCUCAAUGUCCCUCCUCCGCCGUCUGACGGACCCAUUGACGAGUUCGAACCACUCGAUUCCGGCAGUGAACUUGAGGAAGAUGAUUUGAAAUCGGCCCUUGGAAAGAAGCGCAAGGAUGGGAAAGGUGCACCAUUGCAACCAUUGACCACUAUGCAACGUGUUCAUAUCGGUCGGCUCGUUGAAAAAUAUGGAGAUAACUACCAGGCUAUGUUCAUGGAUACAAAAUUAAAUGUGAUGCAGCAUUCAGUGGCAAAUAUUGAGAAAUUGUGCAAAAGAUAUCACUUUUGUAAAGAUAAGAAUCCCUUAAUCUUGUCUUGAUUUGAGAACUAAUUUUAAUUUUGUUCCAAUGUUGUGGAUGUGUUAUCCAGAUUUCCUCUUAUGUGGGGAACUAAUUUUGUUCAUUGUUAUGUAUGUCUUAGUUUACAUCUCAUCGCAAUGUGGCAGAGUUAACUCUACAUUUGAUAAGAUGGUAAUAUUAAAUAGACAGAAACUUUGGCUUGAGAUGAA